Molecule: messenger RNA, 3795 nt
Organism: Pecten maximus
Lineage: Eukaryota; Metazoa; Mollusca; Bivalvia; Pectinida; Pectinidae
Product: annexin A4-like
Exons: 15
Coding region: 158-1861 (567 amino acids)
Cellular component (GO): cytoplasm
Molecular function (GO): calcium-dependent phospholipid binding; calcium ion binding
Source: RefSeq, a predicted model, not a curated record
UAAAUUUAUGAAACCGUUUGGACCGCGACCGCGGGAGGCGUUUAUAUUCACGGGAGACUACUCUAACAAAAUUUGCACCCAAGAAACAGGAACUCUACUGUUAAGGUAGCUGGCUUUACUGAACCGACAAGUUCCAUCUUAACCUGAAUUUAUUGACAUGAGUUACCCUUACCCUGGAGGAGGUAACCCUGGUUACCCAGGCAGUGGUGGAUAUGCCCCACCCCAGAUGGGCGGAGGUUAUCCUCAGCAAGGUGGGAUGCCACAGCCUGGUGGGAUGCCACAGCCUGGAGGAAUGCCACAGCCUGGUGGCUACCCACAACCAGGUGGUGGAUACCCUCAGCCAGGAGGAGGAGGUUUUCAGCAGCCACAGGGCUUUGGGGGUAUGGGUAUGCCGACCCCAGAGUCUGCCUCUGCAGCAGCCUAUGGACAGUCUGGAACCCCAGGAGGGAUGCCUGGUUAUCCUGCUCAGCCACAACCUGGAGGCCUAGGCUUUGGAGGAGGAUCUGCUCCACAGUCAGGUCCAGGGUUUGGAGGGGCUCCAGGUUAUGGUGCACCUCCUGCGGGCUAUACUGGAGCACCCCCUCCUCAACCAGCUGUGCCUGGAUACGGUCAGCAUCCUCAGCAACCAUACCAGUCCAACGCCCCAGCACCAGCGUAUGGUUCAAGUCCAGGAUACCAACCCCAACAGCAACAGGGAUUUGGCCAGCCACAAACACAAGGGUACAACCAGCCCCCUCAACAGGCAUACAGCCAGCCUCCUGCCAACCCAUCCUAUGCUGGAUCAGCUCCAGGAGGGUAUGGGGCAUCAGCUCCCACAGCGCCACCUGGUGGUCAUCCUUAUGGGGCUCCUGCCUCCAACACAGGCAUGGGAGGAAGUGUUGCUGGAUCUGGUGCCUUUAAACAAAAGACAGAGGGUACAGUUAAACCAUUCAAGAGUUUCAGUGCUGAAGCUGAUGCCCAGGUACUCCGAAAGGCCAUGAAAGGCUUAGGUACGGAUGAGAGAGCCAUCAUCGAUAUCUUGGCUUUCCGAUCAAAUGAGCAAAGACAGCAGAUAAAAGUCAUGUUUAAAACCUGCUUUGGUAGAGAUCUAAUUCAUGACUUGAAGAGCGAGCUAGGAGGCAAGUUUGAAGAUGUCAUAAUAGCUUUGAUGAUGAAACCAGAAGAAUUUGAUGCAUAUGAGCUGAAGAGAGCAAUGAAGGGUCUAGGAACAGAUGAGGAUGCUAUGAUAGAAAUCUUAUGUACCAGAAGUAAUAAAGAAAUUCAAGCUAUUAAUGCCUCCUACAAAACAUUAUAUAAAAGUCUCCUAGAGAAAGACAUACAGGGAGACACAUCUGGAAACUUUAAAAGACUGAUGAUAUCCAUGUCAGCGGGAGGACGUCAAGAGGGCCAGGGUGUAGACGUCAACAAAGCACAGCAAGAUGCACAGAGACUGCAUCAAGCGGGCGAGAAGAGGUGGGGUACUGAUGAAUCUACAUUCAACAUGAUCAUGGCCUCACAAAGCUAUGAGCAGCUGAAGGCUGUGUUUGAGGCUUACCAGAAACUCAGUGGAAAAGACAUAGAAAAGUCUAUCAAAAGUGAAAUGUCUGGAAACCUGGAACUGGGCAUGCUGGCUAUAGUGAGGUGUGUCAAGAGCAGGUCUGCUUAUUUUGCUGAGAAACUGUACAAGAGCAUGAAGGGUGCUGGGACUGAUGACCGUGGCCUGAUUCGUGUCGUUGUAACUAGGAGCGAGGUUGAUAUGGUACAGAUCAAACAACAAUUCCAAGCCAUGUACGGACAGUCAUUGGAUGCUUUCAUCAAGGGAGACACCUCUGGAGACUACAAGAAAGUACUGCUGGCAUUGGUGAGCCAGGGAGGCUACUAACCAAGUGGGGACAUACUGACUAAAUCUGAGCAAUCUGGCUGUGUACUACACAAAUGUCUUAUAAACUUUGGGGGUUGGGAACAAAUCUCAAGUCUGCAGCAUACUGUUUAUUAUUUUUCAUCUAGUAUGAAACUGAUUUUAAAAAAAAUUAAAAAAAUUUCAUCAAAAUGUACACAUCAAAAGUAAUGCCAAUGAUACUAACACAGGAGCCAUUUUUUGUGUUGUGUAAAACAUUAAGUCAAUUGGUAUAUAACAGUGUCUGACAAAUGGCAUGCUGGAGUCCUGUCUGUCCAUGUGGCGUAUACUACACUGCCCAAGUGUAUGAAAAUAAAGAUUGUCCAUUCUGUAUCUGUGGUGGUUAUUGACUGGCUAGUUAUAUACAUGUACAUAUAAUAUAUACCAGAAUUUACCACAACAAAUUUAUCAUUCAUAUAUCACAGAAUUUAGUCAGGGACCUAAUACACGAUUCUCUUCCUAUGGAAUAUGUUAGUCCUAUCCGUGUUGAACGUGCUGAGAUGUUGAUGACUAGGCUGAAGUGGAUAAGUGGUUCAUCCUGUGUAAACAUAAAUACAAUUGAAACUUUUAAAAUGGCAUUGUUGGUGCUCACUUUCAUAUGGUUAAGUACCCAAUUUUGGCUGUAAAUAAAAUCCAAUGAUUUUUUUCCCCCCUUUAAAUGUCUAAAAUGAAAACCAUUUAAUGAGUUGCUGUGUUAUUUACAGUAGUCAUGAGUUAAUACAAUUUCUGAACAAACUCUCUUUCCUUCAGUGUUUUGAUUAUUGUCGUAAAGAUAUUUUUAUUCACUUGAAGUGUGUUGAUUCUAAAUAAAUACUUUAAUCCUCCUGCAGAUUUGUACUGUUUGCCUGUUAAGUGAUUACCUAAUAUUGUUAAUUAUUUUGAUAAUUAUCUAAUUUAAGACUUCUUUACAUCAAGAUCAUCUCAAAGGUUUAUUUGUAUCUCUAGACAUUGGUGCCAUUGUACUUUGCUGUACGUUUUAGUGCUUUUUGAGGAACUAGUGUGUAGACUGUACCAUUAUGUAAAGUCAAAGCUCCAUAAUAGAUUAUAAUCCAUAUGCAGCUGGAUCGUUAUGAAUUAAUUAGGGUUGAAUAUCAAAUCAUUGUGUUUGUAUUUACAUGUAACACUGAAACUACAGUCUGGUGAUAACUGUGCCUUCAGAUGCUGGUUAUUUGUAAAAUAUGAUGUCUGAAACGGAAGGACGAGCUGCCAUUAAUAUUGCCAACAUGAAAACUUCAAUAACUUAUAAAGAAAAAUGGGUAGAGUCAAAAUCAUUUUAAUAAUUUGAAGGAAAUAAUGAAUCAGUCACAGUGUAUUAGAUAUAGAGGCAGAAUAUGCCUAACUAACUACAACACUUACAGGACAAGGGUUCUAGUGUUAGCUGCAUAAAAUGAACUAGUGAUUUGAGCAAAUGGUAUUCAAUGGUGUUUGUCAAACAAACAAAAACCAGUAGUCUUGGUUUUGCCAUUUUGAAACAAAUGAAUAGAAAAUAUAGACUGCAUAAAUUUUAUUUUAGUUUGAGAUUAAGUACAUUUUGAUGUCAGCGUGUGUUUACACAUAUACUUAAAUGUUGUAGUAUCAAAUUAGCAUAAUUUGUUGUGUUUGGAGUUCUUGGAUUAAGAACAUACUAUCUCAAAGGAUGUUUUGUUGAAAGUGCUAACAUGUAUGUUGUUAAAUAUAUAUAAUAUAUACGCUGUAGAGUUAUAUAAUCAGUUCCUCUCUGUAAUAUGUAUGUUUUCUUGUGUAGCCUUAGUUCCCACAGUGGUGUAAUCUCAGUCCAUUUAGCUACAUUUACUUGUGAUGUUCAUCGUUUAAUGUCAUCUGUUAGACUGAACAUUUUGUUUAUUAAAAUCUUCUCCUUCGUUGAUUUAUGCCUCAGGGAGAAAAAUGCAUAUUUGGGUAAAUAAACUUUUUUCCUGUCA